AUGUCAAUUAUUCAUAUUAAGGUUCGGUACGAGGUAUUGUAUGAGGCGAUGCGUGUAACGUACUCUGUAGCCUGCUAUUUAGGUGUGGCUGCGCUGACUUUUCCGAUAGUCGGUUCUAAGCGUGCUUUGUCAUCACGAUCGUCGUCGGAUUGUUACGGGCAGAUUUCGUUCAGCAGAUCUCACCUUCCCGUUUACGGACAGUUAUGGAUUAGGCCUGCACCAGACGUCCGAUCGGGACCCGGAUCGGGAUCCGAACCCGGACCUGGGCUGGCAAAUACCACCGGCGUUUGCGACGUUGCUUUGCCGCUGCAGUUGUUGGUACGGAAUCGCUCUUUGGGCGUGUGCCACGUCAAUAUGACAGGUGAUUGA
Soboliphyme baturini is the source of this 369-nucleotide messenger RNA. NCBI's taxonomy places the organism in Eukaryota, Metazoa, Nematoda, Enoplea, Dioctophymatida, Soboliphymatidae. The record is from the annotation of a GenBank genome assembly.